Messenger RNA from Phalacrocorax carbo (great cormorant), 5660 nucleotides. Lineage: Eukaryota; Metazoa; Chordata; Aves; Suliformes; Phalacrocoracidae. The record is from RefSeq and is a predicted model, not a curated record.
GGGUAUUGGGUGCUUGAGCCUGACAAGCAAGAUGGAAUAUGCGUGAAUGGGAAACGGCGUAGAGCUGAUGAAGGAGGAUCAGUUACAGAACCUGAGAAGAGAAUAUAACAAAUAGCAAAUAAAGAAGAUUCCCUGAGGUAGAAAGGAAUUAUUUCUUGAGACACAUGUAAGCAGCUUCUGAGAAUACUGGAUGGGGCUCUGGGUCUGCAGAAACCAGUUGGAAGAACCUGGAUUGACCCAGGAGAUCAUUGUCUUCAAAACUUCAAAAGGUCUGUGGACCUUUUAAGAUAAGGACUAAGGAAGCUAACUAUGCUCUGACAGAAGUUUCCUUAAGUAAAAGCAUCUGCUAUUGAGCAACUUUAGAAAGGGAAGCCUUGAGAUGGCUCCUGGAGUUUGUUUGCUUACACUGAUCUACACCACUGUGAUGUGGGACUAGGCUCCCUGAUAUCUGAAAGAAAGAGGCUUUAUUUUGACUCUGAUUUGGUACUACCAGAUCUGAGUGCUCCAAGUAGGUGAGUGUUUAUGAGAUCUUUUUAAGAAGGUGUUGAUUCCAGAUAUUUUUUUAAAAUUAUGUGCAGUAUCCAUAAGAAAAACAUAUAUCUUGCAAUAAAAUAAUGGAAGUUGGCAUUGCUGCUGGUCAGCUGAAAAGAUGCAUGGAAAGGACUAUAAGCAGAUUCUCUGCGUCCCAAGACAUCUUUCUACUAGAAGAAUACUGAUUCAGUUACUACAAGACUUCCAGUGAAAUAUUUGAGUUGCAGGGGGCAGAGCCCACUUCACUGAGACCUCCCUCCCAAAACUGCCGGGAUCCUCUACUUCCACCCUGAGCAAAGCAGGCGCUUUCGCAAAAGGAUUAAAAGCCUCCCAGCUGCCUCCAGCAGCGCAGGAAUAGAGAUGUCUGCAGGGAAGAUCUGUUGUCUCGUGCUGCUGACCGUAGGGGUGCUGUCGGUGGUGGUUGUGCUUGUGGUCAUCCUGACUCAACCCAAGUGCGGUCCUCAGCGCUACCUGCAUGGUGCUGUGGCUGCUGACACCGAGACCUGCUCCGUCAUCAGCCGGGACAUCCUGAAAAGUGGAGGCACAGCUGUGGAUGCUGCCAUCGCUGGCUUGAUCUGCACCUCAGUGAUGAACCCUCAGAGUUCAGGCCUGGGUGGUGGGGUCGUAUUUACCAUCUAUAAUGCCAGCACAGGAACAGUCGAGGUGAUCAAUGCCCGCGAGACGGUCCCACGAGUGUUUCUGCACAAUUUGUUGUCUGGCUGUCAUGAUGGUCUCCCCAUUGGUCCCCAGUGGAUUGCUGUACCAGGAGAGCUUCGUGGGUAUGAAGAAGCCCAUAAGCGAUAUGGCCGCUUACCAUGGAAAGUCCUGUUUGAACCAACCAUCAAACUCCUUUCAGAGCCACUUGUCAUUUCCCCAGUUAUGGACAAUAUAUUCCAGCACAAAGCCUUCGCCAGUCCAGGAAAAAGCCUGUGCCCUCUGAUAUGUGAUGGUCAAAGGUUUUUGAAGCAUGGAGAGACCUUCAGGUGGCCAGCGCUGCAGCAAACACUGCAAGCCAUCGCGGAAAAUGGAGCUACAGCUUUUUAUGAGGGAUAUAUAGGAAAGGCCCUGGUGGAGGACAUUAGGAAGGCUGGGUCCAAUAUCUCACUGGAGGACCUUAAGGCAUACAAAGCAGAAGUGUCCUCACCUCUGAACAUUACCCUGAACAAUCACACCACAGUGUUUUCUCCUGGACCGCCCAUGGGAGGUGCUGUGCUCAUGUUCAUCCUCAAGAUAUUGGAAGAGUAUAAACUCCACAAAGAGUCAAUGGCGACACCCAAGAAGAAGGUGGAAACCUACCAUCGCAUUGCAGAGGCCCUGAAGUUUGGCAAUAUGCUAAAAUCCCAAAUGCGUGACCCAGCCUUCUCUGAAGCUCAGGUGAUUGCGGGGACCAUGCUGUCUGACAAGAUUGCUGAGCUUGCCAGAAGCCGAAUAGGUGACCACCCAUCCAACGAUUACAAUUUGCUGGAGUCCAUCUACAACCACAGAUACGAAAGUAAGGGCACAAGCCACAUCUCUGUGCUCGCUGCAGAUGGUAGUGCCGUGUCCGCCACCAGCACGAUCAACUACCCGUUUGGCUCCUUUGUGUAUUCUAACCAAACUGGGAUAAUUUUAAAUAACGAACUUGCCGAUUUCUGUGAAGCAAACAGAAGCAUUCAACCAGGAGAGAAGCCUCCCUCAGCAAUGGUGCCCUCCAUUCUCAUCUCCAAGACAGGAGACAUGCUGGUGAUCGGAGGAGCAGGAGGGGCCUGGAUUAUCAGUGCUACCGCUAUGGUGAUUAUAAAUAAGCUGUGGUUUGGCUAUGACUUGGAACAUGCCAUUUCUGCUCCCAUCAUGCAUACCGAAGGUGACAUGAUCCUGUUUGAGAAACACUUCAGUGAGGAGGUUAGGAGCAGCCUGCUGAGAAGAGGCCAUAAAGAAAAGAACAUUAGCUCUUCAAUGAAUGUUGUGCAGGGAGUUUCCAAGGAAGGAAAAUGCAUCUCUGCUUACUCUGAUAAAAGGAAGAUGGGGAAGUCAGCUGGAUAUUAGCAUGAAGUGCCAUCACAACUCACAAAACCACAGGAGAGAACUAGAUUCAGAACAUGCUUUGGCUUGGUCAUGCCAAUAUUGCCUGUUGCCAUCAGGAUGCCUGCUAGAGUAUGGGCAAAACUUGUGACUGCACCUAAUUCCUUGCAGUAGACUGCAAGUCACCUUCAGGCAAUACAAGGACAGGUCAGCCAGCCUUGUUUAGAGCUAAACCCUCCAUUACUUAUGUGAUACACAGAAAAACAUAUUUCUUGAUCUCAUCAGCUAUUCAGAAUAUGAGAAUACAAAGUGGGAAAGGAAAAUUGGUCCAAAAUCCACUGGGAACACUGUGACACGACACAACUGUAUCUUCUAUUCCUGCUGGAGAGUCUCAGAUAAAAGCAGAAUUGGUUCUUUCAGGCUGUUACCACAAUAAACUUCUUAUUACUGGGGCUCAGCGAUGUGAAAUAAGCAACUAUUUUUGUUAUGAGGAUUACAAUAAGUUUCUAUAGGGUCAGGCUUUUAAAAUCUUAAGCAUCCAGGCUUAGAGGGUGGCUUUGGAAAGGGAAGAGAGCAAAAUGCCAUGCUUCCUGUCUUGGUUUUCCCAUCCAAAGAACCCCUACUUUUCCCAAAGGUGACAGAUGAAUUCAGCACAUUCUAGCACAAGUCUGCUGCCCUACUACUCUCUGGGAUACAAAGGACCCCACAAGCUCAGAGUAACUGUGUCAAAGCUUCCUUUAACCCUGCACGCUGGUGACUUUGAGAAUAAGCCUCCCAUGGGAUGAUGUGAAUUCUGCACUUCUGGGAUGGACAGGCUCCAGCUUAGCUCCCUGGGAACGCCUCUCCCUGUGGUGAGAGGAGUCCCAGUCUGUGCCAGUUCUCCCUCCUCAAUGCCUGCAGAAGCUAAGUCAUUUGGGAAGGCAGGUGAGGAUUACAGUGGAAGAGCUGUUGUUUUUGGAAGCUUUAUAACUUUCUUCAAAAUGCAAAGGAUCAUAAUCAGAAGACUUCACUUUUAGCCAUGAGCUCAGCCUGGCCAGGCAAACACCAGGACUGCUGAGAAGCGAUACCGUGCUAUCAGACAUUAGCAGAAUACUUUUCUCCCACAGUCUGGGAACAUGCUCUAACUCCCUGUUUACCACAGCUAAUCGCUAGUGUUCUCUUAAGCUCACAAUGAGGAAAUUGUAGGACUUCUAAGAAAUAUCACAGAGAGAAAACGUGUAGAGGAGCAACCUGAACUCAUGCACCUGGAUGAAAGGUCUUUUGCAGUUACUCCAUAACAUUGCCCUGCUCAAAAUAGCCAAGAGAAUAAAACAUUUAAGAAAAGAAAAAAAAAAAAAAACCCAAACCAACCUCAAAGCCCCCAAAGCUCUUCUCAAAUACCCAGGAGCAAGUUCCCACGAUCCCCAACAGUUCAAUUUUCUGAAAGCUUAUGAGCCAUGCUUCCCUGUGGGUACAGACAGUAUUGUGUGCCUGUUUCUGGAAGUGAAGCCAAACCAGAGCAAGGCACUAGCAGAGCUCUCCCCCUUGCAUGUUAGUUCUUACCUCACACACAGCCCAUGGUGUUCCUAGUACACACACACACACGCAAAAAAACCUCUCUGUAAAUACCAUAACAAGUAUUUGAGAACACGCUAUUAAAAAAAAGGCAAACCAAAAUGAGGCCAUCCCAAAACACCCUUGCAAACAAGGCUAGAUAGGUUUUAAAUCUGUUCUUAUCCACAAAGUGGGUCCAACAAAGCCAUCAACUUGUUGAAAUCUUAGUUUUCAUUUGCAUUUUAAUAAUGGUCUUAGUGAAGCAGUCUAGAGCCAGACAUGUGUUUUCGUUCAGAAAUUGUAUGCUAAGGACUACAGUAUGACUGCAGCUGUAUCAGAGCUUAAUGAGAAAGUAUUCCUAAGUUACCAGAUCAUAACCGCAAGCACUUAAUCAUGUAUCUGGAAUACAAGUUACUUAUGUAUACAGCCAGAUCCAUGCACUGCACCCUUCCCCCUUCCUCCUCCAAGUGGAAUUUAUGUUAAAUCCCCUAGUUCAGGAAGGACUACGGGUUUCUCCAGCAGAGCUGCUUACUCAAGCCUUAGAAGUGCACAGCACCCUGUGAGACAGCAGUAUUGCUGAAUGUAAAUGGAGAAAGGGAAUAGGCCUAAAGCUUGAGGGGAGGCAUAUUUAUGUUCAUUUGGAAGGGGUCACCUUGGGGGUUUUGAGUAGUCAUAGUCAAUCUACAUAAUUUGCUGAAGUUUUCUGUUUUUAUUAACUCCCUUAGCCCAGCUACCAGUUCCUGGGUGCAUUGGUUCUAGUGUCAGAAAUAACAACCCAACAGCAGAGUUGUCACGGGGAGGCACUAUGGGCACCAGACACCAUCUGCAGCUCACAUUUCAGGACCAGAUGGAUUAACCAGACCAGAUGCUGGCUUUACCAAGGUCUGUGGUUAUGUCUAGCUAGUCCAGCUGAGCUUAGAGUUUACAAAAGCAACUGAGAAUGGCACUGGCUGGAUACUGGCUGCUUCCCUACUGGGCUUCAGGGCAGCUUUCAGCAGUGCCCAGGGCCAUCCUCCAUCAUGUAUCGUCAGCAGAAAAACCAAGUCACCAAGGAACUAAGCCUCCAGUUACCUUCACUUCUGACACACCUUAGGCUGAAUCACACCUCAGUAAUCUAGCCUAUCACCUUUCCAGUGCAGUAGUGCUUCCUACCACAACUACAUGGCAAUAUUACCUGUAGUCCAGUGCUCACUGCAAUUUAACUACUUUGCUACUAACAUUGAAACUGAGCCAAUUAGGCAGUUUUAAAACCUGUCACAGCUUUAAUUUGCAAGGCAGACAGGAAUGAGAGCGCAGAUUUCUCACUACAGCAGAGGCUUCCAGUCCUGUAGUUCUCACUAGCAAAAUAGCUGGUGAAGCUGAGGGAUUGUACUUCCCCUAGCACCUCUGCUCUUGCUCUGCCACCACCUCACCGCUGCUGAAAUCCACUUGGGUCAAGAGCCUCCCAGUUUGGUCUCCCCAUUCAUGCUCAUGCCAAGAGGAGAUCAUUAUUUUUGUAUUUAGUCAAUUUACAGAGACUUAAAACAUCACUGUACAGAGGCUACUGUAUUUUAUAAUGAAGUCUUUAUAUUUUUAAUAAAGUGUUUUUAAACCUG